Molecule: messenger RNA, 717 nt
Organism: Arabidopsis arenosa
Lineage: Eukaryota; Viridiplantae; Streptophyta; Magnoliopsida; Brassicales; Brassicaceae
Source: the annotation of a GenBank genome assembly
ACUAUGAUAACGUCUCCCCAUGUGUAUCCUCCAAGUGAAGCAUUACCUGAGAUUGAGGCACUCGUUGUGUCUAAGGAUUCCUCUUCGAUACUACUCUCUCCAAUUACCAUGCGUGAAUCCACACCUCUUGAAGAAUUGCAAAACCACAACACAUUCACCAGAGUUAGAAACCUCUAAUUCUGAGACAUCUGAUGAUGACAUGUCAGAUCUUCAAGAUGGUCCACAUUUGAUCCAGGGACUUGGCGCUGGUAUCGUUCCAUUCAAUUUAGACUUAACCAUUGUUGAUGAAAUUGUUAAAGUGACAAGUGAAGAAGCUAUUGAAACAGCCAAGCUUCUUGCCCUCAAAGAAGGAUUACUGGUGGGAAUAUCCUCUGGAGCCGCAGCAGCAACUGCGUUAAAGAUUGCAAAGCGGCCUGAAAACGUAGGGAAACUCAUUGUGGUGGUUUUUCCCAGUGGGGGAGAACGUUAUCUAUCAACUACAUUGUUUGAUUCAGUUAGAUAUGAAGCAGAGAAUUUGCCUAUUGAAUGAAUUGGAGUUUGGGGGACGUAUGAUUCGGUUUGGUUUGGUAAGAGAUGUUCGUACCAAGAUUACAGUUUGAUUAUUACUAGUCACUGUAAAAUCUACAAGGAAAACCAUUGACUUUUUUUUUUUAAUGAACAUUUUCGGUUUGGUCUGUGUUCAUACAUUGUCUACUAUAAUAAUUUGGUGUGAUACUU